Messenger RNA from Heterobasidion irregulare TC 32-1, 300 nucleotides. RefSeq lists its product as uncharacterized. The transcript has a single exon. The annotation marks the transcript as partial. The record is from RefSeq and is a predicted model, not a curated record. Lineage: Eukaryota; Fungi; Basidiomycota; Agaricomycetes; Russulales; Bondarzewiaceae.
GAUGCUCUGUCUGGGCGUCCAGACCUAAAACAGGGGGUGAAAUUAGACAACAAAAACCAGAUAUUAUUAAAAUCCCAAUUAUUUGUCAAAAGCGCCACAGGAAGAGGCACAGUUGAGAUGCUAGACAGACAACUCAUGCAAGAGCUGAAGAACAUUACAGCAAAAGACAAAGAAGUGAUGGAAGUGAUAGAAGUUAUCAAAGCAUCAGGGCCAAGGACACUCUCCAAAGGACUACAAAAAUGGAACCUAGAAGAUGACCUCAUCUGGCAUAGAGGCAAAAUAUAUGUUCCGCCAAAUGAU